AUGUUUUCACCCGCUUUACGGACAGCUGCAGCUGCAGCAGCAGCAGCAGGUGCAGCAGCUCCUGGUGUCUCUGGUGCGCCGGCUUCGGCUGCUGCGGCGGCAGCGAGCGCAGCAGCAGCAGCAGCAGCAGCAAAGGCGCAGCAGCAUGGGGCUUUGGCGACGCAGCAGAGACAUUUUGGCUUCUUCGGCAGCCGCAAGGGACGGGAAGAAGCAGCAGCAGCAGGAAUAGCAGCAAAAGGUGCAGCAGCAGCUGCGACAGCAGCAACGCGUGCCGCUGCUGCUGCUCCUCCUGCAGCCCCGAAAAGCCCUGCGAGCAGCAGCAAUCCAACACCUUUGUCACGAGCAACUCCCAGCAGCAGCAGCAGCAGCAAAGGGGGGUUCUUCUCCUUCUUCAGCUCGCCAGCUGCAGCGCCAGCAGCAGCAGCAGCAGCAGCAAAGGACGCACGUACAAGCCCUCCAGCAGCUCCAGUGAGUCCGCCUGCUGCUGCGAGGCCCCUUUCUUCAGUCGACAAGAGCAGCAGCAGCAGCGGCAGCAGCAGCAAGAACAGCAGCAGCAGCAAGAAGACUCGUGUGCCGCUGCUGCAGCGACUGAAGUAUUUCGGCUUCGGCUUUUUUGCUGCUGGAACUUUGUCGCUGCUGUUGCUGCAGCAGCAAGUGGAGGACAGCAGCAACGCAGCGCUGCAAGCAGCAACAGACGCAGCAGCGCGCGUUUCGGCUCUUGAGAAUAGAAUCGACCACGUGCAGCAGCAACAGCAGCAAAGACACUGGUAG
Messenger RNA from Eimeria tenella, 771 nucleotides. RefSeq lists its product as uncharacterized. The record is from RefSeq and is a predicted model, not a curated record. The transcript has a single exon. NCBI's taxonomy places the organism in Eukaryota, Apicomplexa, Conoidasida, Eucoccidiorida, Eimeriidae. Bases 1 to 771 code for a protein of 256 amino acids.